AUGCGAAUACCAGGUGCUAUUAACCGAAAUGUCUUACAGGUGUACGAACCUCAUCCUGUAGUUACUUCAAGAUGCCACCAAACUUUGGAAAGCUAUAAUUUUGAUAAAUGGGAUCAGCAGUUGCCAAAAACCUUGCAGGAACUUUGUGUGAAAGCCAUAGCUAAGAACUGGGCAGAAAAACCUGUACUAAACGAAAUAGUUCUGGCGAUAGACAGAUACUUCCUUCUGGAUAUAUUAGAAACUGAUCUGCCCUUGAAGCUGACGAUUCCCAGGAUUUCCGACGACGUUUAUUGGAAGAGGUGUUACAUAGAAAAAUGGCCUAGACGACUUCCUGUCAAAGUAAGGCCUAUCGAAAUUAAAGAAAUCUUCAGAGACACCGACAUAAGGAGGCUGAGCAGCAUUUCCGAAAAAUCCAGACUAAGGUGUUCAGAGCAAGAACGAAAUAAUUAUGAUCCCGAGAAAAAAACGUGGAAAGAAUACUACAUUGAGAUGUACCUUAAAGAGUACAUAGAGGAUUUGAAGCCGGAAGACUACGAUGCUGAAAAGAUGAAGGAACUAUCAGACUUAUGCUCGGAUUAUGUAAGAGUUCUCAGAAUAGAGCAGAUGCGCUGUUCGGAAAAUUCCUCAAACAGGAUCCCGCUGAAUUCGGUUUUGAGCGGAUUCCGACACCUCAAAGAACUUUCAAUUUGCUUCAAACAGACUUACGUUGGCGAGCAGUUUUCUUGGAAUGUACUAAAUAUAGCUUCCCAGGACAUCAGGCUAUUGGUCAAAGGACUGGUGAAAUUAAGAUUGCACGUGUUAAGGAUCAGAAACUCUGAUAUAAACUGCGAGAAGUUGAUACUGAUACUAAAAGCGCUUUUAAAGCAUGAUAUAAGGGUGCUGGACUUUUAUCACUGUAAAGUAGCCGACAAAGGAGCUUUGGCAACGUCUAAUUUUAUCACGGAAGUGCCUGUCAAAGAAUUAAUUCUAGCGAAUAACAGAAUAGGGUCCAAAGGAAUACAAUACCUAUCGCACGCCCUGCGCCAACCUGUCUGCUCCAUAAGCAAGCUAGAUUUACAUUUGAAUCAACUAACUGAUGAAGCUGGGAAUUUACUUUUGAGCUCGCUAAACCCAAAAACAAUGAAAUCCCUCUUCUUGAGCGGAUGUGGCUUUUCAGGGACCUUAUCCAUAGGACGCCUGCUGAAAGCUAACCCUGCAUUGGAAUUCCUCGACAUUUCCAAUAAUAGAUUGGGUGAGGAAGUUGGUCAAGCCAUUUUAGACGGAUUGAAAUAUAACAGCACUAUAAAAAAACUGGAUCUGAGAAUGUGUAGAAUAUCGACAGAAACCGAGUUUGAAAUUCAGGAAUUGGUCAGUGCCAAAAAG
This is a messenger RNA of Anoplophora glabripennis (Asian longhorned beetle), 1362 nucleotides long. RefSeq names its product T-complex-associated testis-expressed protein 1. Gene Ontology annotation, molecular function: protein binding. The annotation marks the transcript as partial. The transcript is spliced from 8 exons. NCBI's taxonomy places the organism in Eukaryota, Metazoa, Arthropoda, Insecta, Coleoptera, Cerambycidae. The record is from RefSeq and is a predicted model, not a curated record.